Messenger RNA from Trichosurus vulpecula (common brushtail), 3163 nucleotides. RefSeq names its product RAR related orphan receptor C (gene RORC). Gene Ontology annotation, cellular component: nucleus. Gene Ontology annotation, biological process: regulation of transcription by RNA polymerase II. The record is from RefSeq and is a predicted model, not a curated record. The transcript is spliced from 11 exons. Lineage: Eukaryota; Metazoa; Chordata; Mammalia; Diprotodontia; Phalangeridae. The coding region runs from base 43 to 1581 and encodes 512 amino acids. Gene Ontology annotation, molecular function: RNA polymerase II cis-regulatory region sequence-specific DNA binding; nuclear receptor activity; zinc ion binding.
UCCCCACCCGGGACCAAGGACUUCCAACAAGUGAGCUGCCCCAUGGACAGGGCCCCACCGAGUCACCACAAAGCCACAAGGGGGUCUGAAACUGCCAAGAAGACCCAUACCUCUCAGAUUGAAGUGAUCCCUUGUAAGAUCUGUGGGGACAAAUCUUCUGGGAUCCACUAUGGGGUCAUCACCUGUGAAGGGUGCAAGGGUUUCUUUCGCCGGAGCCAGCAAUGUAAUGUAGCAUACUCCUGUACCCGACAGCAAAGCUGCCCUAUAGACCGUACCAGCCGGAACCGCUGUCAACACUGUCGCCUGCAGAAAUGCCUGGCAUUGGGCAUGUCCCGGGAUGCUGUCAAGUUUGGCCGAAUGUCCAAGAAGCAGAGGGACAGUUUGCAUGCCGAGGUGCAGAAGCAACUACAGCAGCAGCGACAACAAGUGGCCACUCCGCCCCCUGCGGGGACCAGAGGGGCAGAUACCCCUGCCUAUCCCAUUGCCCUCCCCAGUGGACAGCUACCUCUGGGCUCCUCACCUGACCUGCCUGAGGCCUCUGCCUGCCCCCCUGCUCUCCUUAGUACCCCAGGCCCUGGACCCUCCUACCCUAAUAGCCUGGCCAAAAUGGGGCUGGCUGGGGCUGUGUACUCCCGUGGGUACAGCCCAGAUCGGGCAAAGGCUGAGGUCGGCAGAGCUUUCUAUGGCUUGGGUAGCCAGCUGUCCCCUGACAGGUGUGAGCUCCACAUUGGGGAACCCCGACAUCUGGUGCUUGGGGAGCCAAGCCAAGGGAGGGACUUGUACAGCAGCCCCAGCUUCCGCCUCGAACUCCCCAACGCCUCCCUGACUGAGAUUGAGCACUUGAUCCAAAACGUUUGUAAGUCCUAUCAAGAGACUUGUCAGCUUCGACUGGAAGACCUGCAGAGGCAACGUUCCAACGUCUUCUCCCGGGAGGAGGUGACCAACUACCAAAGAAAGUCAAUGUGGGAGAUGUGGGAACGCUGCGCCCAUCGGCUCACCGAGGCCAUCCAGUACGUGGUGGAAUUCGCCAAAAGGCUAGCGGGCUUCAUGGAGCUGUGUCAGAAUGACCAGAUUGUGCUGCUCAAAGCAGGGGCCAUGGAGGUGGUACUGGUGAGGAUGUGCCGAGCCUACAAUGCUGACAAUCGCACAGUCUUCUUUGAGGGCAAAUAUGGAGGCGUGGACCUGUUCAGAGCCUUGGGCUGCAGUGAACUCAUUGGUUCCAUCUUUGACUUCUCCCACUCCCUGUGUGCUCUGCAUUUUUCCGAGGACGAGAUCGCUCUCUACACAGCCCUUGUUCUCAUCAAUGCCAACAGGCCGUGGUUACAAGAGAAAAGAAAGGUGGAGCAGUUGCAGCACAAUUUGGAGCUGGCAUUUCAUCAUCUUCUGUGCAAGACUCACCGCCAAGGCAUCCUGGCUAAGCUGCCACCCAAGGGGAAGCUUCGGAGCUUAUGUAGUCAGCACAUGGAGAAGCUGCAAUCCUUCCAGCAUCUUCAUCCUGUUGUUGUCCAAGCUGCCUUCCCUCCCCUCUACAAGGAACUCUUCAGUACAGAAACUGAGCCCCCUGGAGUGCUAUCUGACUGAGCUGAAUGGCCAGUUCCCCUCCUCACCACAGUCUCCUGUCCUAACCUCAAGUCAUCCACAGCUGUCUCCCCACUGCCAAACCAUUAUCUGUUUUCUCUGUCCAACCCCUGCCCCACCCCCACCUCUUCCCAUGGCCUCCAGAAGUGGCCUGGGGUAAGUUACCAUUCAGGCCAGAUGACUGAAUUUAUUCCCUGGAACAGGCUCAUCCUUACUGACCAAUCUGGCAGUAGUAUAGAUGACUAGCAGGAAGAGAUGCUGGGAUCUCACCAGCUACGACUGUAUGAUGCUUCACCUUCCCCACCCCUCUAAGCUUCUGUGAGACCUGAGGGGCAGGCAGUGGAUAUGGGAGAGAGAGGAAUCAAGGCAACAGAGAAACUCACAGGGGCCAUACUGGACGAGUUCCAAUUCUAAGCUCUGAACCCAAGAGGGGAUUUUUGAAAUACCUCAUUUCAUUUCCCGGAGGGCUGUGGCCAGGGAAGCUAGAUCAAGCUCGAAGACAAUUCAAACCCAAAAGGAACUGUUCAUUUUAUGCAUCACCCAGAAGUUCAUCUUUCCAUCCUUUUCUUCCAGGUUAUGAUAGAAAAUGAACAGCCACAUUUCUUCACUGCCUUUUCAGAGGGCUUAGGAGAAACUAAAUGUGUUAAUGGUGGGGGCAGGGGUGGAGAAAGGGGGUGGGGGCAGGUAACUGCAAGAGUUCAGUGCGUACGGGUGAUGGGGAGCAAGACUGGGUUGACAAAUAUGAAGGAGGGUGAGAACAAAAGUCACAUGCACUUUAUACAUGGGAUACAGGAAUUGAUACAAACAUAAUCACAAACCAUACAAGUGUUCAUACAAAGGAGACACACUUAAAGAUGCAUAAACAAGGUCCUAUCCAAAUCCACAAUCACACAUGUAUGGGGCUUCAGGAUGAAGUCCCUAGUCCUGAGGGAUCCCAGAAGAAUGAUGAUGCGGGGCUUCUGAAUUCCACUGUCCUUGAGAAUUCCUGCUUUAGGUCUGGGAUGCUGCCACCUCUCAGCACAGUGUCAGCAGCAUUUGGCCACCGUACCUCAUGGCAUCAACAUGAAUAAGAACAGCCAGGCAGAGACCAAGGAGACAACUAAAGUGGACGACGCCAUCUCCAUGUCCUCAAAGGAUCCCCUCAGUCCCACCCACCAGACUUGCUCUUUGUUCUGGGGAGAAGAAGAUGACACAGUAUUAUACAUUCUGUGAAAUGUCAGUUCCAGGAUCACAGACUCUGGGCGGGGAGGGGAGAGGAUAUGAAGGUAGCCCUCAAAUACCGCCCCCCCCCCAAGAACUCUAUCCUGCCUCUGGAUUUUUUACAACCUUACACAUGACUAUUGUCCUAUCCUUUGGUGGUGUAGGGCAGUUGAAGGAGGUGAUGAAAGCUGAAAGUCUCAUUACUUUUACUCUCUGGGGAAGGGUAACAAGGGAAAACUCAAUUCUAGAUUUGUGUCAUUCUUUAUAAGGUGAUUUUUAAAGGCAAUGGGGAGGGGGGACAGAGAGCAGGAAAUGCAACAGCUUCGAUGAGAAAAUCAAAAACCUUUGAGCUGCUAUUGGCCAAAGUUAAACAAGGUUACCCAGA